Solanum verrucosum is the source of this 1328-nucleotide messenger RNA. RefSeq names its product probable WRKY transcription factor 65. Gene Ontology annotation, biological process: regulation of DNA-templated transcription. Gene Ontology annotation, cellular component: nucleus. The record is from RefSeq and is a predicted model, not a curated record. The coding region runs from base 113 to 1015 and encodes 300 amino acids. Gene Ontology annotation, molecular function: DNA-binding transcription factor activity; transcription cis-regulatory region binding. The transcript is spliced from 3 exons. Lineage: Eukaryota; Viridiplantae; Streptophyta; Magnoliopsida; Solanales; Solanaceae.
AUGAAAAAUAUAAUCUCUUUCUCUCUCUCUUAACUACUUUCUUAUCUUCUAUAUAUCAUUAUUAGAACCAAAAGAGACAAAAAAAAAAUUAAACUACUUCACAAAAGCAAAUAUGAAUGGAAGAUUCAAUAACUUUUUUGUUUCUGAGCAAGAAGAUUCCGAGAAUUCACCGGAAAACAGCUCCGAUUCACCGCGUUCCGGUUUGUUCAAUGAUAACAAGAUGAUGACUUCAACUUCGUCCCCUAAAAGAAGCAGAAGAUCCAUAGAAAAAAGAGUGGUGUCAGUGCCAAUUAAAGAAGUUGAAGGAUCAAAAAUGAAAGGUGAAAUAAGUAUGCCACCAUCUGAUUCUUGGGCAUGGAGAAAAUAUGGACAAAAGCCCAUCAAAGGUUCCCCCUAUCCCAGGGGAUAUUAUAGAUGUAGUAGUUCAAAAGGAUGUCCAGCUAGAAAACAAGUUGAAAGGAGCCGUGAGGACCCAAACAUGUUGGUUGUGACAUAUUCUUGUGAACAUAACCAUCCUUGGCCGGCUUCUAGAAAUAAUCAACACAACCAUCGUACAUCAUGUAUUAUUAAUAAUAAUACCAAGACGAAGAUGAAAACAAUAGCAUCACUAACAACAACAACAAUAACACCAAUAUCAACGACAAAUUCUGAUAUCGCGAUUUCAGAAGAAAAGGUCACGAGUGAUUUCACCCGUCCAUCGGAGCCUAAUUCAGACGAAAAAUUUGUCAAUCUCGGUGAAUCAUCAUCGUCUCUAAUUAGUGCAAAUGAAUUCGGAUGGUUUUCGGAUUUAAUUGAGUGUACUUCAACAACUAUGCUAGAAAGUCCAAUUUUGACCGAAGUUAACUGUGAUAUUGACAUGUCAUCAACGUUGACAAUGCGAGAGGAAGACGUGUCACUUUUCGCUGAUCUCGGAGAGUUACCGGAAUGUUCAACGGUGUUUGGCCGUGGAAUGAUGGAGAGAGAUGAGGAACAUCGUCGACUUAGCUUGACACCUUGGUGUGGUACUACAGGCUAAGAUGGUUACGAUAUGUGUUAUUUGUCUUGACCAAAAAAAAAAAAAAAAAAUUAUAACUUUUUUUUUAAUUGAUUCAUUAGGAAAUUGCGCGUCGUGCGCCAUAAGAUACCAAAGCAAUUUGGUUUUGGCUUUUAAUAUUUGUAAGUUUUCUUAGAUUUGAGUGUAGGUUUUGUAGUAUAGUAAAAUAAAAAAAGUUGUCCAAUUGAGAGGAAUCUGUCUCAUUCUCAUUGUAAUUAGCAUCAUUGGCCGUUUCAUUUCUAACGGCUAAAUUUCAUCCGAUGCCUCUUUUUACUUUAAGUAAGAUGGAAGAGAU